Messenger RNA from Scleropages formosus (Asian bonytongue), 2389 nucleotides. It is a transcript of the gene uts2r1, whose product is annotated as urotensin 2 receptor. Gene Ontology annotation, cellular component: plasma membrane. The record is from RefSeq and is a predicted model, not a curated record. The transcript is spliced from 3 exons. Gene Ontology annotation, molecular function: urotensin II receptor activity. NCBI's taxonomy places the organism in Eukaryota, Metazoa, Chordata, Actinopteri, Osteoglossiformes, Osteoglossidae. Gene Ontology annotation, biological process: regulation of blood pressure; neuropeptide signaling pathway; blood vessel diameter maintenance. Bases 545 to 1639 code for a protein of 364 amino acids.
GUGCCUGCUCCUCUUGGACCCUCUCGCUUACACUCACGCUCUCUGUCUGCUCGUGGAAACAGGGAUCUUCUCCUCCUCUCACUUCUGUCCUUCACAUUAGGCAGCUUACGCCAAAAACCUGCAUUUUCCUGUAUUUUCUACUUUGUUUUUGCUUGUAUGUUUUAAAUGUUAAUUUUGACCUUUUCUUUCAUUUCGUCUUUUCUACGUCUGUGCGUUCGCUUGUUAAAAUCGUUGAUGACUUCAUUGCUAGGAGCAAAGUUUUGCAUACUUGUUGUAAACAGCUCUCUCCCUCAUGUUUACAUUUUUUUUGACAGAAAGAUUAUGCCAUAUUGCUUCAUGACAGGCAGGCAUUAAAAAUGGACAUAUUGUGAUUCAAGAAAAUUUUUCCUCCAAAAUGCAAUCCUGCGAUCAUUUGGUGGUGAAACGGUUAAUACCUGCACAUGAACAAAAUCAGAGGAGCAAUGAGUUAAACCACAGUGACUGAAUGGAAUUGGUGAACUGCUGUCUCCAAGGACUCCGUUCUGCUAUAUAGAAUCAAGCAGCGAUGACCACCGUGGCAAUGGAACCCCUGGCAGUGCAGGUGGAGCGGAUCCCCAACGCCACUGAUCCCCCACAGAACAGCUCCUCUGAGGGCAUGGCCACAACCUUCACCAUCAGCAGUAUGCUGUCCAUCAUGUGUCUAGUUGGUGUGUCCGGAAACAUCUACACACUGGUGGUCAUGUGCCACUCUAUGCGCUCAGCUGCCUCCAUGUAUAUCUACAUCAUCAACUUGGCACUAGCAGACCUCCUCUACCUGUUGACCAUCCCCUUUGUGGUGUGCACCUACUUCCUGAAAGGCUGGCAUUUUGGGGAGGCCGGCUGCCGUGUGCUGAUUAGCAUGGACUUCCUCACUAUGCAUGCCAGUAUUUUCACACUGACAGUCAUGAGCACAGAACGCUAUUUCGCUGUCCUCAAGCCCCUGGACACUGUAAAGCGCUCAAAGAGUUACCGCAAGGCCAUAGCGCUCUUUGUGUGGGCGGCCUCUCUUGUGCUCACCUUGCCCAUGUUCAUAAGCAUCCAGCUCACACAGGUGGCCAACAAACUCAUGUGUCAGCCAACCAUAAGUCCACUGUCCUACCAGAUCUACAUCUCAAUUCUUUUUUGCACCAGUAUUGUGGCCCCUGGCAUGAUCAUCGGCUACCUUUACAUCCGUCUGGCCCGGACCUACUGGAUCUCCCAAACAGAAACCUUCAAACAGACCAAGAAACUGCCCAAUCAGAAGGUUCUGUACUUGAUCUUCACCAUCGUUCUCCUCUUUUGGGCCUGCUUCUUGCCCUUUUGGAUCUGGCAACUCCUGGGUCAGUUCUACCCGUCCCUGUCACUAUCCCUCUCCAAAAAGGCCACACGGAACAUCAACUACCUGACCACCUGUCUCACCUACAGCAACAGCUGCAUCAACCCAUUCCUCUACACACUGCUCACCAAAAACUACAAGGAGUACCUGCGCAAGCGCCAGCGGAGCUGGACUGCCAGCAGCUACUUAAACCGACGGAGCCGCUUUCAGAGAUCACCACGGAGGUCCCUGUCAUCCAGCAGCCAGCAGUGCACUGAGAGCUUUGUACUUGCCCAUGCCGCUCGUGCCAACCACAGCAGUCUGUGAGGAUGGAUACAUGCUCGAUGGAAGAAGUGAAGAAGGGCUGAUGGAUCCCCAUUGAGCAGGAGAGGAAUCAGGAGUCAAAAGGAAGACAUACAUGCAUGUUCCAAGGGGUUUGUAUGAUCUGGCAUAUCCAAAGACCAGCAGUGACAGUGACACGAUUACCAUCAGACAACUGUACAGUCCCCCUAAGGAACCACAUGCCUACAGCACAGGAUGUACUAUUUUCCCUGUUACAGAAUAACUGGUGACAUUGCAGCUCUCUCACCUCUGACUGACUUCAAGCUUCUCUACUUUCACUAUCCACUGGCUCGCACCAGAAAAUUCCUCCUCGGGAUUUUUUGUACCAAUAACAGUAAUAAUAUAAGUAAUCUGUGUUAAAUGUACACAUUGUGAUCUACCGCUUCUGUUCCAUUUAGAUAAAAUACAAUGCUCAUCUUGUUAAAAUUUCAAUUUAACUCUUUGCUGGCAUGCAAAAAUGACAGACACAGCAAGAGAGAUCUAAAUGUCAGUUGAAACUACAGACUCACUCUUGGCCUCAAGCAAAAAAGCAAAAAAGAGUUAUGUUUACUGCAUUCAUAACUGGAGCAUCAACCAAGAGAGAGUCUGAAAGGGGACCAUUUAUGCUCAGGUCUGUCCUUUGUUUUGCACUGCUGUUGGGACCAGUCACCACUUCACCACUCAAUGAAGUCACCUUAAUCCACUGACUGAAAGGAUGUGCAGUAUUAGUAGGGGCUGGAUGAAUGAGCAUGGCGU